AUGGAGGCAACCGAUGCGAGUCGACUGAGCGAAUUUGAAGGAAAGACGUAUUUUUUCAACCGCGCUCCAGCAGCGAGCGCGCUGGCCGGCCCGAGCCGCAGUCGGCGUGGCGGCUGCGAGAUGGUGACGGUGGCGGCCAGCCUCGACGCGACUGAGGCUGCGCUCUCAUCGAUCCGCGCAGCGCCUGCGGAGAGCUCCGCGCCCGCACCGCACGAGCCGCUCGCCUCCGCGCCCUGGCGGCACGCCUUCAGCACUCUGGUGAGCCACCGAGCGUUUGUGAGCGACGGCUUCGGAGAGGUCGCCUUCAAGCUGGAGGAGCAUUGGGAGUUCGCGGUGGGCGCCUUCACGAUGGAGGACGUGGCGCGCGACGUGACCCUCCUCCCGCCCCAGUUCGUCGCCAGCGGCAUGCGCCACCAAGGAGGCGUCUACAACCAGCCGUUUGCAGCCGGCUUCAGCUUUGCAGACGUCGACACCCGGAUGGACUCUGCGACGGUCGUGAUGCUCAACGCGGGCUUCCUCGUCCCGAAGCUCGCCAGCAUCUCGCUCGCCAUGCUCGAGGCGACCGGCCUGCCCAUCUGGCUGAACGUCUACCUGAGCAAGCCCGGCCUCGCCACUUCGACUCAGCUGCACACCGACGCGCAGGACGUGGUCCUCGUGCAGUGCACGGGCCGAAAGCGGUGGAGGGUGUACCGGCCUCCCCCGCCAGGGAAGACACCCUCGCUCGACCCGUUCGCUCGCGGCAAAGGCACCGACCACAUGGAGUUUGUGGAGGAGGACUUGCUGAUCGACACUGUGCUCUACAUUCCCGCCGGCUACCCGCACACCACCGACACGCUCCUCGAGCCGGUCGAGGACGAGGUCGCCUCGCAGCCCUCCGUCCACCUCACCGUCGGCGUCGACUCGCACAUCUGGAGCCUCUCGUACGCGCACCUUCGGCAGCACGCGCUCACGCGCGCCGGCCAGCCGGCCGCCUUGUCGGACGGGGCACCCGCGACCGCCACCUCGCUGGCAGAACGGCUGCUGCAGUGCGAGCCGGUGCGUUGGGGCGGCGCCACGGCGGCGGAGCUCGCAGCGAGGCUUGGCUUGGUCGGCGCGGCGCGGCGCGUCCUGCAGCACUACGAGGCUGUGCUGGCGGAGCAGACGCGGAUGCAACUCCGAGCGUCGGGCGGGGGCGAGACGUACCUCCGAUCGGCGUACGGGGGCGCCAAGUCGGAGGCCUCUCUGCGCGCGCUGACCAACUCGCUGAUGGACAGCAUGGAGGCGCUCGACGGCCACUCGGCAGCGCUGCAGCGGUGGGCCGCGUGCGAGGAGGAGGCGGCCGCCACCAAGACGGGCUUCGGCGCGGCCAAGGCGGCCGGGGGAGGCAUGGGGGGCGGCAAGGCAGGGGCGGGAAAAAAGGCGAAGAGGAAGAAGCGUUAG
This is a messenger RNA of Emiliania huxleyi CCMP1516, 1419 nucleotides long. RefSeq lists its product as hypothetical. Gene Ontology annotation, molecular function: histone H3K4 demethylase activity; histone H3K36 demethylase activity. The transcript is spliced from 6 exons. The record is from RefSeq and is a predicted model, not a curated record. Gene Ontology annotation, cellular component: nucleolus. Lineage: Eukaryota; Haptophyta; Isochrysidales; Noelaerhabdaceae. The coding region runs from base 1 to 1419 and encodes 472 amino acids.